AUGUCAGAAGAAAUGGAGAAACCAUUUGUGGUUAAGAGUUCCAAUAACACAACAACUCAAAUUGCAGAAAAAAGGAAAUAUAAAUUGAUCUUUGAACUCACCUGUAUGUUGACCAACAGCAAGGCUCAACUUGGUUUGAAUCUAAGCCCCAAAAUUCGAGUUCUUCUUCGAAAAGUGGUCCGCACACGUCUGUUGGAUAAUGAAGUUUUCCGGUUCUUUACAUUCAAUUUACACGCCCGUGGAAUGGUGUACGUUAGUAUGCAACGGGGGAAGGUUUGA
This is a messenger RNA of Clunio marinus, 279 nucleotides long. Lineage: Eukaryota; Metazoa; Arthropoda; Insecta; Diptera; Chironomidae. The record is from the annotation of a GenBank genome assembly.